AUGGAUGCAUUAAACGCUAAAGAACAACAAGAUUUCCAAAAAUUGGUGGAACAAAAACAAAUGAAGGAUUUCAUGCGUCUUUAUUCAUCUUUGGUAGAAAGAUGUUUCAACGAUUGUGUUAAUGAUUUCACAUCUUCAAAAUUGACCAACAGAGAACAAACCUGUAUUUUAAAAUGUUCUGAAAAGUUCCUAAAGCAUAGUGAACGUGUUGGUCAACGUUUCCAAGAACAAAAUGCUGCGAUGAGCCAAGGUCUAGGUCGUUAG
This is a messenger RNA of Maudiozyma saulgeensis, 264 nucleotides long. Lineage: Eukaryota; Fungi; Ascomycota; Saccharomycetes; Saccharomycetales; Saccharomycetaceae. The record is from the annotation of a GenBank genome assembly.